Messenger RNA from Rubroshorea leprosula, 925 nucleotides. Lineage: Eukaryota; Viridiplantae; Streptophyta; Magnoliopsida; Malvales; Dipterocarpaceae. The record is from the annotation of a GenBank genome assembly.
AAUUCCAAUUUCAAAUCCAAAAAACCCCUUCUCUGCCUCCUUUGUUUUCUCUGCAACGAUGCAGCUCUUCUCAAAAUCGCUUACUUUUACUGAUGUCCGCAAGAGAUUAGCGAUCCCCACCAAGAUUGUGAACUUCUUGUUACCCAACGAAGGCAACCACGGGGUGGAGUUGCAUGUCCGGCAUGGGACCACCGUGUGGCCAAUAAUGUGCACAACUCGCAAAGAAGGCUAUAAAAAGCCUGUACUUUCCAAAGGGUGGAGAGCCUUUGCUCUUAAAAACAAACUAAAAGUGGGCGACGUUGUGACCCUUUACAAAGAGGAAGACGAAGCAGGCUAUUUGGGCUACAGGAUUGAAGUGAAGAGAGCAGAUAAGCCAUCUGUUAAGCAGUCCCGUCCCACCGUCGGUGAUUUACCCACCGGUAACUCCGACGAAGCUACUUGUAAAUCACAUCGCAUGUUUGAAGAUGGUGUAGUCAAGCGAUUUGGUGUUGCAGAUGAGAAAGUAGAAAAGUGCUCUUUCAAGCUAUUUGGGGUUCAUGUCUUUGAGAAUCGCCCGCCUGCGGACACUUCCUCCUGUGAUGCCACCGCCGGUGAAGCCAAUAUUACGGCCAAGGAGGAGAAGGAAUACGACAAUAAUUCUGUCGGGCUCAGUCUAGAUUUGACUCUGGCACCGCCCACAGCAAUUGGCCCAAGACAAAUACUGCAGUGCAGCCCAUAACCAUAGCCCAAUCAAAAACAUGGUUAGUUACUUGGUUGGUUAUAGCCUUUUUUUUUUUUUUUUGGAUUGACGGUCAGUUACAGCCUUAUGACUGUUUGGUAAUUGCUUGAUCAUAUUCGUGCUUGUAAGUUGACGGGUCGGGUCUAAAAUUACCGCCAAUGAUGUAGUGUGACAUGUGACAUGUAUGAAGAAAGAUGAAUUGUAUUU